Colletotrichum abscissum is the source of this 285-nucleotide messenger RNA. RefSeq lists its product as uncharacterized. NCBI's taxonomy places the organism in Eukaryota, Fungi, Ascomycota, Sordariomycetes, Glomerellales, Glomerellaceae. The record is from RefSeq and is a predicted model, not a curated record. The transcript has a single exon. Bases 1 to 285 code for a protein of 94 amino acids.
AUGGUCCAAUGCCACUGCAAUGCAUUAAAGAAAAAGGGACUCCACAAACUAAUUUUGUCCUCUCUGCGCCCAUUCGCCCACCUUCAGAUGGCGCCUCUGAUCCCUCUCUCUCUCUCAAGCUUGAUGCAAUGCGCCCUGCUUCUUCUUUUCCUGCGACAUCGCUGUGCCGAUCAGCGCCCCUCCCCUCAAAGCUUAACUCUGACGGGCACCAUUGCAAUUAUAAUCACCACCAAGCUUGGCUUGGGGCCGAGACUUUUAAUUCCAGACUUUUUUCGACUCGUCUAA